AUGUUUGGCUCCAAACACUUUGGCGGUGGCAGCCCCGAGGCCCCCCUGCUGAGCAAGUCGGAGUUUGUGGAGAAGGUUCGCCAGAGCAACCAGGCCUGCCGCGAGGGGGACUUCCACAAGGCCGUGGCCCUUUACAGCGAGGCUCUGGCAGUGGAUCCGCAGAACUGCAUCCUCUACAGCAAUCGCUCCGCAGCCUACCUGAAAACUCAGCAGUAUGACAAAGCUCUAGAUGAUGCCCUGAAGGCCCAGCUCCUGAACCCCAAAUGGCCAAAGGCCUACUUCCGACAGGGUGUUGCCCUCCAGUACCUGGGUCGCCAUGCCGACGCCCUGGCAGCGUUUGCCUCUGGCCUGGCGCAGGAUCCCAAGAGCCUCCAGCUCCUCGUGGGAAUGGUGGAAGCCGCCAUGAAGUCUCCCAUGCGAGAGUCCCUCGAGCCAACAUACCAGCAGCUGCAGAAGAUGAAACUGGACAAGAGCCCCUUUGUGGUGGUGUCUGUGGUCGGCCAGGAGCUGCUGACGGCCGGCCAUCAUGGUGCCUCUGUGGUCGUCCUGGAGGCGGCUUUGAAGAUUGGCACCUGCAGUCUGAAGCUGCGGGGCUCCGUCUUCUCUGCGCUGAGCAGCGCCUACUGGUCCCUCGGCAACAGCGAGAAGAGCACAGGCUACAUGCAGCAGGACCUGGAGGUGGCCAAGACGCUAGGUGACCAGAUGGGUGAAUGCCGAGCUCGUGGGAAUCUGGGCUCCGCCUUUUUCUCCAAGGGAAACUACCGGGAAGCCUUGUCCAACCACCGACACCAGCUGAUGCUCGCCAUGAAGCUCAAAGACAGAGAGGCGGCCUCCUCCGCCCUCAGCAGCCUGGGCCACGUCUACACGGCCAUCGGGGACUACCCGAACGCUCUGGCCAGCCACAAGCAGUGCGUCCUCCUGGCCAAGCAGGGCAAGGACGAGCUCUCGGAGGCGCGGGAGCUGGGCAACAUGGGGGCUGUCUACAUCGCCAUGGGCGACUUUGAGAACGCCGUGCGGUCCCACGAGCAGCACCUGGAGAUCGCCAAGGAGCUGGGCGACCGGCGGGAGGAGGCCCGGGCCUACAGCAACCUGGGCAGUGCCUACCACUACCGGCGCCACUUCGACAAGGCCACUUCCUACCACAACCACGUCCUGGCGCUGGCCCAGGAGCUGGGGGAGAAGGCCAUCGAGAUGCGGGCCUAUGCCGGCCUGGGCCACGCCGCUCGCUGCCUGCAGGACCUCGAGAGGGCCAAGCAGUACCACGGGGAGCAGCUGCGCAUUGCGGAGAGCCUGCAGGAUCGGGCCGCCGAGGGGCGGGCCUCCUCCAACCUCGGGAUCAUCCACCAGAUGAAGGGGGAGUAUGAGAAGGCCCUGCAGCUGCACAAGGCGCACCUGUCCAUCGCCCAGGAGCUGAACGAUUAUGCUGCGCAGGGCCGGGCUUACGGCAACAUGGGCAACGCCUACAACGCCCUGGGCCUCUUUGACCAGGCGGUCAAGUUCCACCGGCAGGAGCUGCAGAUCUCCAUGGAGGUGAGCGACCGGGCCUCCCAAGCCUCCACCCAUGGCAACCUGGCUGUGGCCUACCAGGCGCUGGGGGCGCACGACCGGGCCCUGCAGCACUACCAGAACCACCUCAGCAUUGCUCGGGAGCUGCGGGACAUCCAGAGCGAGGCGCGGGCCCUGGGGAACCUGGGCAACUUCCACUGCUCCCGCGGGGAGUUUGCGCAGGCAGCCCCCUACUAUGAGCAGUACCUGCAGCUCUCCCCAGAGCUGCAGGACAUGGAGGGCGAGGGCAAAGUGUGCCACAACCUGGGCUAUGCCCACUACUGCCUGGGCCACUACGAGGAGGCGGUGAAGUAUUACGAGCAGGACCUGGCGCUGGCCACGGACUUGCGCGACAAGCUGAGUCAAGCCAAAGCCUACUGCAACCUGGGCUUAGCCUUCAAGGCCCUGGCCAACUUCAGCAAGGCCGAAGAAUGCCAGAAGUACCUCCUCUCCCUGGCCCAGUCCCUCAACAACACCCAGGCCAAGUUCCGGGCCCUGGGGAACCUGGGCGACAUCUGCGUCUGCAAGAAAGACCUCAGCGGCGCCAUCCGCUUCUACGAGCAGCAGCUGAGCCUGGCCCACCAGGCCACGGACCGGAAGCUGGAAGCCAGCGCCUACGCGGCCCUGGGCUCCGCCUACCGGCUGGUGCAGAAGUAUGACAAGGCCGUGGGCUACCACACCCAAGAGCUGGAGGUGUUCCAGGAGCUGGGCGAGGUGCCGGGGGAGUGCCGAGCCCACGGGCACUUGGCCGCGGUCUACAUGGCGCUGGGCAAGUUCACCAUGGCCUUCAAGUGCUACGAGGAGCAGCUGGAGCUGGCCCAGAAGCUGAAGGACCCCGGCAUGGAGGCCCAGGUCUACGGCAACAUGGGCAUCACCAAGAUGAACAUGAGCGCCAUGGAGGAGGCCAUCGGCUACUUCGAGCAGCAGCUGGCCAUGCUGCAGCAGCUGAGCGGGAGCGAGGCUGUGCUGGACAGAGGCCGGGCCUUUGGCCACCUGGGGGACUGCUACGAGGCACUGGGCGACUUUGAGGAAGCCGUCAAGCAUUACGAGCAGUACCUGUCCGUGGCCCAGAGCCUGAACCGCAUGCAAGACCAGGUGAAAGCUUACCGGGGCCUGGGCAACGGGCACAGGGCGAUGGGGAGCUUGCAGCAGGCGUUGGUGUGCUUUGAGAAGAGGCUGGUGGUGGCCCAUGAGCUGGGGGAGGCCUUGGACAAAGCCGAGGCCUACGGGGAGCUGGGCACUCUCCACAGCCAGCUGGGCAACUGGGAGCAGGCCGUCUCUUGCCUGGAGCGCCAGCUCAGCAUCGCCCGCGAGACGAAGGACCAGGCGCUGGAGGGCAGUGCCGCCUGCAGCUUGGGCAGCGUCUACCAGCAGAUGGGCGAGUUCGACACGGCCCUCCAGUACCACCAGCUGGAUCUCCAGAUCGCCGAGGAGACCAACAACGCAGCCUGCCAAGGCCGGGCUUACGGCAACCUGGGCCUGACCUACGAGGCCCUGGGCACCUUCGAGAGGGCCGUGGUCUACCAGGAGCAGCACCUCAGCAUCGCUGCCCAGAUGAACGACCUGGUGGCCAAGACCGCUUCCUACAGCAGCCUGGGCCGCACCCACCACGCCUUGCAGAACUACUCCCAGGCCGUUAUGUACCUGCAGGAAGGGCUGAGGCUGGCGGAGCAGCUGGGGCGCAGGGAAGACGAAGCCAGGAUCCGGCACGGCCUCGGCCUCUCGCUUUGGGCCAGCAGGAACCUGGAGGAGGCGCAGCAUCAGCUCUACCGGGCCUCGGCCCUCUUUGAGAGCAUCCGGCACGAGGUGCAGCUGAGCACAGACUACAAGCUCUCCCUCUUUGACCUGCAGACGUCUUCCUACCAGGCCCUGCAGCGGGUGCUGGUCAGUUUGGGGCACCACGACGAGGCCCUGGCGGUGGCAGAGCGAGGGCGGACAAGAGCCUUUGCUGACCUGCUGGUGGAGCGCCAGAUGGGGCCGCAGGAGUCUGACCCCUACUCCCCCGUGACUGUGGACCAAGUCCUGGAGACCGUCCACAGCCAGCGUGGCCUGGUGCUCUACUACUCCCUGGCUGCAGGGUACCUCUACAGCUGGCUGCUGGCACCUGGGGCAGGCAUCUUGAAGUUCCACGGGUGCUGCCUGAGCGAUGGCCCAGCUGAGGACGCUGCGGACUUCCCCGAGGGGGGAGCCAACCUCCAGGCCAUCACAAGCUCUGCUCUCGAGCAGCUCAGCUCCAGCGUGCGCGAGGCCCUGGGAGUUGAGUCCUACGACACCCGUCCUUGCGCCAGCAGUGAGACAGAGAGCGAAGCAGGGGACAUCAUGGACCAGCAGUUCGAGGAGAUGAACAACAAGCUGAAUUCUGGGACAGACCCCUCCGGCUUCCUGAGGAUGGUUAGCAGGAACAAUCUGUUCAACAGGAGCUGCCAGAGCAUGAGCAGCCUCUUCAGUGGCCCCGUGGCCCCUGCCGGGGAGGCCACCUCUUCCCUGCCCCGUCGGCUGAGCUCCUUGAGCAAGUCUCCGCUGCGCACCCUCUACGACCUGCUGAUUGGGCCCAUGGAGGGGGGGCUGAUGCAUUCCAGUGGGCCCGUCGGACGCCACCGGCAGCUCACCCUGGUGCUGGAAGGGGAGCUGUACCUCAUCCCCUUUGCCCUCCUCAAGGGCAGCUCGUCCAACGAGUACCUCUACGAGCGCUUCAGCCUUCUGGCUGUGCCCUCCCUCCAGGCCCUCAGCCCCACCUCCAAGAGUCAGUCGAAGAAGAACUCGGCCGUCUGCAGCGGCUCCCCCGCCACGGCCGCCGUCAUCGGCAACCCCAGGCUGCCCUCUUCGGUGAUGGACCGCUGGCUGUGGGGGCCCAUGCCCUCGGCCGAGGAGGAGGCCUAUGCCGUGGCGGAGCUUCUGGGCUGCCAGCCGCUGGUGGGCAGCCUGGCCACCAAGGAGCGGGUGAUGAGUGCCCUGGCGCAGGCGGAGUGUGUCCACUUUGCCACCCACGUCUCCUGGAAGCUGGCCGCUCUGGUCCUGACGCCCAACGCGGAGAGCCUCGCGGCCCCCAGCAAGGGCUGCUUUGGGAACUCCUCCUACACCAUCCCUGAGUCCCUGCGCAUGCAGGACGACGCCAGUGACGCAGAGAGCAUCUCGGACUGCCCGCCCCUGCAGGAGUUCCUGCUCUCCGCAGCCGACAUCCUGGACUUGCGCCUGCCUGCCAAGCUGGUGGUCUUGGGCGCCUGCCAGGAGUCCAGCAGCAAGGCCACCGCUGACGGGGUGAUCGGGCUGACACGGGCCUUCCUGGCGGCCGGGGCCCAGUGCGUCCUGCUCUCCCUGUGGCCGGUCCCCGUGGCCGCUUCCAAGGCGUUUGUGCAGGCUUUCUACUCGGCUCUGCUGAACGGGCUGAAGGCCAGCGCUGCCCUGGGCGAGGCCAUGAAGGUCGUGCAGGCAAACCAGCAGUUUUCCCACCCCUCCAACUGGGCAGGCUUCAUGCUGAUUGGGAGUGACGUGAAGCUCAACAGCCCUUCUUCUCUGAUUGGACAGGCCUUGACGGACAUCCUCCAGCACCCGGAACGAGCCCGUGAUGCCCUGCGGGUUCUGCUGCACCUGGUGGAGAAGUCCCUGCAGCGCAUCCACAGCGGGCAGCACAACUCCAUGUACACCUCCCAGCAGAGCGUGGAAAACAAGGCGGGGGGCAUCCCAGGCUGGCAGGCGCUGCUGACCGCCGUCGGCUUCCGGCUGGACCCCCCGGCCAGUGGGCUGCCCGCGGCCGUCUUCUUCCCCACAGCUGACCCGGGGGACCGGCUGCAGCGCUGCAGCACCACCCUGCAGGCCUUGCUUGGGUUGCCGAACGCCGCCUUACAAGCCCUGUGCAAACUCACCUCCGCCUCCGAGAGUGGGGAGCAGCUCAUCGGCCAGCUCCAUCAGGUGCUGGUGCAGCUGCAGGUGGGGGGGGAGAAGGAGCAGGACUUCUUGGUGGCCCCCCUCCAGGUCUCCAUUAGCGUCCAGCUGUGGCGGCUGCCGGGCUGCCACGAGUUCCUGGCCGCCUUGGGCUUCGACCUGUGCGAAGUGGGGCAGGAGGAGGUGACCCUGAAGACGGGCAAGCAGGCCAGCCGCAGGACUCUGCACUUCGCCCUCCAGACCCUGCUGGCCCUUUUCGACUCCACAGAGCUACCCAAGCGGCUGAGCUUAGACAGCUCCUCGUCCCUGGAGUCCCUGGCCUCAGCGCAGUCCGUCUCCAAUCCCGGACCUCUUGGCUAUCAGAACCCACCGUUUUCCCCCACGGGCCCAGACAGCUUGGCCUCGGACGCCAUCUCGGUGUACAGCCUGAGCUCCAUUGCCUCCUCUGUCAGCUUUGCCUCCAAGCCGGAGGGGGUGCUGGAAGGGGGAGUAGCCCGGGGGUGCCCGGAUUACGAGAGGCCAAAGAACAUCUAUCCCCAAAGGACCCUGAUGGCCCGUGGCCCGUUCUCUCCGCAAACCAGCACUGCCUUUGGCAAAGAGGGGGAUGAUUAUGAGGGGUUCUCCAUCAUCAGCAGUGACCCGCUGGGGACGUACCAGGAGGCCAGACGGCUGCGGUUUUCCCCUGACCACAAACCCUCCCAUAAGGCCGGAGGGGUCAGGAUUUCAGUCAGCUCCAAGGGGAGCGUCAGUUCCCCAAACUCCCCUGUUAAGAUGACUCUGAUUCCCAGCCCAAACUCCCCGUUCCAGAAGGUUGGGAAACUGGCCGGUUCAGACACUGGCGACUCAGACCAGUCCAGCACUGAAACGGACAGCACGGUCAAAUCCCAGGAGGAGAACAACCCAAAGCUCGACCCUCAGGAACUGGCCCAGAAGAUCCUCGAAGAGACUCAGAGCCACCUCCUGGCCGUGGAGCACCUCCAGCGGAGCAGCAGUUUGGACAAGGGGGCCUCCCCGCUUGCGGGAGCCUCUUCCUUCAGGUCCUCUGAAACCAGCGCCUUCAGUCGGCCUCUGUGGUCCAGCCUCAAGGGCCAGCCAUCCCCCCCCUCCGUGAAGCCAAAGCCCCCCACCAGGAGCUCCUCCCUGCAGAAGGUCAGCUCUGGCUACAGCAGCCCCACAACGUCCGAGGCAUCCACCAAGGAGGGCGCGGGGCAGCACAGCAACCAGCCUUCCCCCAGCUCCGACUCCCACGGGGCGCUCUUCAGACUCAAGUACCCGAGCUCCCCCUACAGCACUCACAUUUCCAAAUCCCCCAGGAACAUCUCUCCGAGCUCAGGGCACCACUCCCCCGCCGGCAGCACCCCGUCCCCUGCGCUCUCCUACUCUUCCGCCAGCUCGGCCCGCUCCAGUCCUGCGGACGCCCCUGCCGCCCUAGACAAGCUCAAGAUGGCCACCAUCGAUGAGAAGGUGCAGGCCAUCCACAACCUGAAGAUGUUCUGGCAGAACAGCCCCCAGAGCUCCACAGGCCCCGUGAAGGUCUUGCGAAGUUCCUCAGGGAGAGCAACGGCCAGGCGAGAUGUGCUCAGCUUAUUGAACUUGUCUCCACGGCACAGCAAGGACGCCGCCACUGACAAGAUGGAGCUGAAGGACUUGUCUGCUCCUGGGCCCCAGACCUCGUCGCAGAAGAACCCCCAGAAUGGACACAGGCAACCUGACCCCACACAGUCCCCACUCCCAACCAGCACGUCAGGCUCUGGGCACCCUUUGCGGCUGCCUUCAGGAAACGGUUACAAAUUCCUGUCCCCAGGACGCUUCUUUCCUUCUUCCAAAUGCUGAACUCCUCUUGAUCUCAUGACGGUUGGGGGCCUUUUUUCCUGCCCA
Molecule: messenger RNA, 7305 nt
Organism: Heteronotia binoei (common prickly gecko)
Lineage: Eukaryota; Metazoa; Chordata; Lepidosauria; Squamata; Gekkonidae
Gene: TTC28
Product: tetratricopeptide repeat domain 28
Exons: 21
Coding region: 1-7260 (2419 amino acids)
Molecular function (GO): protein binding
Source: RefSeq, a predicted model, not a curated record